Molecule: messenger RNA, 6680 nt
Organism: Aedes albopictus (Asian tiger mosquito)
Lineage: Eukaryota; Metazoa; Arthropoda; Insecta; Diptera; Culicidae
Product: delta(24)-sterol reductase-like
Exons: 5
Coding region: 180-1694 (504 amino acids)
Biological process (GO): steroid metabolic process
Cellular component (GO): cytoplasm; membrane
Molecular function (GO): FAD binding; Delta24(24-1) sterol reductase activity
Source: RefSeq, a predicted model, not a curated record
AACGCAACUCCUCCCGUGGGCGCAUUUGCAAAUUUGAUUCACUCGUGUUUCGAAUCAGUUCGCGGUCAGGUCGUUGCCAUUGAACUUCUCUCGCCUUUUUCUCUCCAUCAGUUUUAUCUGCUUGGAGUCCCGCGUCCGGUGGUUAAUUUCGCGAGCGCAGUGAUAUCAGAACGUUCAAGAUGCCACACAAAACUCUAACAGAGAUCCUUCUGAUAGACUAUCGGUGGAUAAUUGUGGUGUUUUUCCUGUUACCGGCAUCAUUUCUGUACAAUUUGUUCUAUAGUGUUAGAAGUAAAAUAAUCUUCAAAUUGCACUCAGCACCGAAGCGACAUGAUGCUAAAGUGGCCGGCAUUCAAAAACAGGUCCGACAAUGGAAGGAGUCUGGAUCGAAGACGAAAAUGUGUACGGCACGCCCCGGCUGGCAAACGAUGAGCUUCCGAAAGCCUAUGUACAAGAAAUCAUCCUAUCAAAUCAAUUGCAACUUGGUGGACGUUCUGGAAGUUGACACCGAUCGUAAAGUGGUCCGCUGCGAACCACUCGUAAGCAUGGGUCAACUGUCGGAGACGUUAGCACCCCUGGGUUGGACCAUCCCAAUUGUGCCUGAACUGGAUGAUCUGACUGUGGGUGGAUUGGUCAUGGGAACCGGUGUGGAGUCCAGUUCGCACAUCUACGGCUUGUUUCAGCACAUCUGCCUAUCGUAUGAACUGGUACUAGCCGACGGAAGCGUGGUGAAGUGUUCUGAAACGGAGAAUUCGGAUCUCUUCUAUGCGGUCCCUUGGUCGUACGGAACACUGGGAUUGCUGACGGCCGUAGAAAUCAAAAUCAUUCCGGCUUCAACAUACAUUCGACUGCACUAUGAGCCUGUGGUUGGUCUGCAAAACAUCGUCGACAAAUUCGAAAGUGCCAGUCGAGACACGAAACGGAAUCAGUAUGUGGAAGGUCUGCUGUAUACUCUCGAUGAAGCAGUGAUCAUGACCGGAGAAAUGGUUGAGGACAGUGAGGUCGAGCCCGAGAAGAUCAACGAUAUUAGCAAGUGGUACAAGCCUUGGUUUUUUGUGCAUGUGCGGGAUAUUUUGAAACGUCGCGAAAAGACCUAUGAGUACAUCCCAUUGCGCGAAUAUUACCACCGUCAUUCUAGAGCUCUGUUCUGGGAAAUUCAGGACAUUGUACCCUUCGGAAAUAACGUCAUCUUCCGCUACCUGUUCGGCUGGUUGCUGCCCGUCAAAGUAUCCCUGCUGAAGCUCACCCAAACCGAAACGGUGAAGAAGCUGUACGAAAACAAUCACAUCAUCCAGGAUCUGCUGGUGCCGACCAGCACCAUGAAGAAGUGCUGCGAAGAAUUCGACCGCCUUGUGAACGUCUACCCGGUGUGGCUGUGUCCGUUCCUGUUGCCCAACAACCCCGGAAUGCUUCAGCCGGCCAAGGGAAUGGAAAGCGACCUGUACGUGGACAUCGGAGUGUAUGGAGUACCGAAGGGCCGCCGGUUCCACCCGGUGGACACGACCCGUGCGAUCGAAGACCUAGUUGAGAAGAGCAAAGGCUUCCAGAUGUUGUACGCCGACACGUACCGCAGCCGUGAGGAGUUCCGCCGCAUGUUUGACCACGGUUUGUACGACAAGAUGCGCCAGAAGUACCAAUGUCAAGAUGGCUUCCCCGAGGUGUACGACAAGGUCAACAAGAACGUUCGGGAUUAAAUGAUGACGGAACGCGAUGUUUACUGUUCAAUGUUCAUUUAUUUGUAGUGUUCAAUGUAAUACGUCAUCUCUUAAUCUGCUUGAUAUAUGCAUUGCAGUUUUCCGUGUUGUCAGCAUGCAAAAAUAUUUCGAUUCUGUUUUUGUGGAGUUUGAAUACGUUGUUCUUAAAACUACAAGCUAUUAUUGAAUCUAGGUAUAUACUUCAUUAACAAUUUUCAUACGAAGGACGAAUAGAGAGAUAGAUGGUUUGUCAAACGGUUGUUACGCGCUAACAAGUUCAGCUUCGGGUUCAAUUGAGAUGAACAGGAUUGAAACUGCUAGUUCGCAUAAAUUGAACCGGAAGCCGAUUCGUAGGAAAUUAAGUAGGUUAGUGUCAAUAAAUGCUUCAUACAAGAUCAAUCGAGUCUUUCAUUUGUUUUUUUUUUUCAAUCGAAUGCCUAUAUCUUUUGCUAGGUCGAUCACUUUUAGUCUUUUAUAUUCGUUCACAGUUUUGCUUAUUCGUCUCUUGUUCCAUCUUUGUGCCCAUUCUAAAAUAUAUAAAUCCUUUGAUUAUUGUUAAAACUGUUGUUAUCUCUGAGAUGAUUGGCAGUUCCGUUUUCUGGAUGGUCUUAUUUUAUUUAUUUUGUUGUGUUUGUAAUUUUUACGUUUGUACACGCGUUUGAAGAUGUUCAUGUUGAUCUUGGGGGGUCCGAAACAGAGGAACAAACUCAUCUAUUGCCGUUCUAAGCUUCAACUGGCCCAUGUGAAAAACGUACAACUGAGAAAAAAGCUAUCAAAAUUUCAUAAGGUUUUGCUCUUUGAGGCAACAUGGCAUAACAAAAUGAAGUUGAAUUUUCACAGUACUGUUCUUAAAAUUCUUGGAGUAACUUUCCAACUAUAACAAAGGUUGUAUGAAUAAAAAAGUUGAGAACUUUAAUACUUGGUAUCAGGCCCGGAUUAAGGAUUGUGGGGGCCCGGGGCCCGAGCGGAUGAUGGGGCCUCUCGGAGAGAUGACCAAAAAUGUUUUUCCUUGUUUUCGAACAGUACUUGAGCAAUAUGAAAAAUAAAGCUAAUGUUAGCAACCAAAAAAGGUUUUUGUGGGGGCCCCUAAAAUGUGGCCCCCCUUAGAUCCGGCCCUGCUUGGUAUCCACUCAGAAGUAAAAUCCACAGAGUUAACUAAAUUGUUGGUAUGAAUAAAAAAGUUUUCAAACAUGUACCUAGUGUUUGCUUCUUCCGAACAUGAGCUUUUGUGAAACUCCUCGAUCCAGCAGAUUUUUCCGACAAGUCGGUUAUUCCCAUAAAAUACAACAAAUCCGCGUGAAUAAGUUCAGGCAUAAGUAUAGAAUAAGCUUUAAGCACAUUUAAGUUAAAACACACUAGAUUCUUCUGGAUUUCUACCGGCAUUUUUCCAAGAUUCUAGCCACCCAUUCCGGAUGUCUUCCUUGAGAAUCUUCCAGGAUUUCUGGGUUUUCCUGGAGUUUCUUUUUGCAGGAUUUCUUCAAGAGGUCCUUGCGAGAUUUAUCUCGGAGUUAUUUUUGUGUUAUCUCCAAGAAAAUUUGCUAGGAUAUCUUCCAUGAUAUUUCUCAGAUGUUACCAUGUUUUUGAAAUUUUAUUUGGUACAGUAAUGUUCCGAUUUUAUCACGCCCUUUGCAUGUCAGUUACUCCCAGAGUUCUUAUCGAAAUUUUACCAGAACAUUUUCUACGAAUACCUUCUCGAAUAAGCUACGAAAUUGAUCGUGAGAAAUUCCUGCAUUUUUUUAAGGAGACCAGGUAGAAUUUUACAAGAAAUUCCGACAAGAACUGUUGGAGAAAUUCGAGAAAAACUUCGUAAGGAUUAAGGAAUCCUAGAAAAACUAGAACAUCUUGAAAAAAGGUCUGCGAGUAAUCUUGGGUAUUGGGACAUUCCGAGAGGAACUCAGAAAACCUCUACGAAAAAUCCUAUGGAACUAGGAGGAAAAUCCCGCGAGGAACUCCAAUAGUAAGCUCGGAAAGUUCUUUGUAAGGAAUCUUGGGCUGACCUUUUGCCGAAGUCUUGCAAAACUCGGUGGAAAAACUGUUGGAAACAUUUUGGAAGAGCAAUGCCGAAAAAACCUCUGGAAAAAAUCCCGGGAAGUGCUUCUGCAGAAACGUCGUGAAAAACUCCUCUGGUAGUAAUCCCAGGGACAAUUGCCCUGAACUUGUAAAUAAGCCUUUAAUGAUGUGCAAAAAAGACAGCGCUAGUGCUAACUUUGCGGGAUGAAUAUUGUGUUUUCAAAAUAUCUGAUAAUUUUCACGCGAUUUGAGCUAAAACUGUACUUUAUUGACUGAAACAAACAAAACGGUUAAUCAGACCUGGUAUGAUGGUUUCAUGACGAGGACCUGAGAUCGAAUCCCACUAAGUUGGCUCUAUAAUUGUUCAAUCUUCGUAAGUUGCGUCAGUGAUUUAUAUACUUCAACACGGAUUCAAACUUCUUAAUUUUUUUCAAUUUGAACAUGUUUUACGAAAUGUUGUGAUUUCUUGUCAGAAUUUCGUUACCGGAGCUUGAUGGAAGUCCCUUCGUAACAUGUUUAAAAAUAUCUAUUCGUUCUUAUGCACUGUACCUGAUUUCGAAGUCAACAGUAGAUGAAAACGGUAGCUGGAGACAUUUCUGAAGGAAUCCUUAGAAAAAUAUCAAGUGAAGAACAACUUGAAAGAAUCUUGAGAAGGAUUCCUGGAGGAGCCUGGAUAAAUCUCUAGAAAAACCUCUGUGGAAAUCCCAAGUUGGAUACCUAGAUAAAUUAUUGGGGAAUCUAUGGAAUAAUCUAUGAAAGUAUCCCUGUAGAAAUCCCUAGACCAAUCCCUGGAAAAUUCCUAGAGGAAUCUCAUGAAGAUUUCUAGACCAAUCGCAGUAGGAAUAACUCGAGUAAUCCUAAUAAGAAUUCCUGGUGAAAUGCCAAGAGGAAAUCCUGAAGAAAUCUCAUGAUGAACGAUUUUUUCGAGGAAUUCUUAUCAAAAUUACAGGAAUGAUUGUUGAAGGGAUACCAGAAGGGUUUCUGGGAGUAAUCCCAGCAGGAACUCCUGAAGGAAUCUCUGGACACAUCCAUAGAGGACUCCGUAGAAGAAUUCUCAGAAGAAUCUUGUAAGAGAUUUCUUCGAAUUUAUGGAAAAAUCACUGAAAAAAUCCCAAUACAAAUUCCCGAAAAAAAAAAUCUUGUUUAGAAUCACAGGAAGAGUUCCUGGUGGAUUCUGUGGAGAAAUAAAUGGAGAAAUUUCUAGAGAAAACCCCAGUUCAAGAGGUAGGCUUCGCCCUCUUCAUAUAAAUUCCAUUUUUUAUGUAUGAAGUGAUUAGAGCAGAAUUUGUGAAGGGGGAGAAGUCUAGAGCUUUUACUCUAUUGCUGUAGAAAUCUCUGGAGCUAUCGUUGAACGAAUCUCUACUGAAAUCUCAUAAAUUAUUGUUAGAGAAAUUCCUGGGAGAAUUCUUGAAGGAAACGCAGCAGAAAUUUAUUCAUAAAUCUCAACAGAAAUUCCUGAAGCACUAUCAGCAGAACUUCCUGGAAUAAUUACAAGAGAAAUUCCUGGAAAAAACUCAUAAGAAAUUCAUAAACAAAAUGCCCUGGAUAUUUUUUUUUUUUUGAAAAAUCAUUGGAUAAAUGGAAUUAGUCUAACAGUAAUGACUUGAAGAAUUGCAGCACAAAUUACCGAAUAGCUUCCAACUACCACAGAAGACCGAAUGCACAAAAGGUCGCAUAACGAAUGGCCGAAUCACGAAAGAUUUGAUCACAAAGAGUUAAAAUAAUAAAAAGUAAUGUCUGGCUAAUUUUUGAAAAAAAUGUCAGGAAAAAAGUCUGAAACGAGUGAAGAAUUAAUUUAUAGGGACAGAAGACUGAAAUUACAGAAGGUAGAAUACAUAAAGCUAAAUCUCGAAAAGCUGAAAACAUCAAAAAGCUUUUUUUUAGUUUUUAUUAAUGUGUAUUUUAACUUAAAUGCUAAUUCUACACUCGGUCAAAUAGCUGAAAAACAUGAUAUAGGGCUUAAAAAGUGAUUCUGUUAGAUUUCAAACUCCGUCCACCCAAGUACAGCCGUGCUAAAGACGACCCCAACGAUAACAAAUUGCUAUAUUGAACGGCUACAAAAUUAGGGCAGUAUUUUUCAAAAAUAUAGCGUUUGUCUCUGGGAAAAGGGGAAAGUCGACAAUGAUUUUUCAUAAGGGCCUAACUGACUUGAUCGAUUUCUCUUCAUCGACUCUCUCUUUCGCUAAUAACUUGAUCAAAACAAACAAAAUCAUCAUUCUUUUUGUUUCUAUAGCAACAUGUAGUCGUCUUCUUCGCAUUUCAACCAAAAAAUCUUUGGAAAACUCAAUACACAUUCUGUGAUAACGCAAAGAGAGGAUCGAUGAAGAGAAUUCGAAAAUGUCAGUUAGGCCCAAAUGAAAAAUCAAUGUCGAAGUCUCUGAUCAUGCUGUUAACUCGAAAGAACAGCUCAUAUCGAAAUAAGGAACAUCUCUACUUGUGCGUUCCGUUAGUAGGUAGGUAUGUUAUAUUACUAAUAAAAAAUACCGUUUACUAGUCAUAAUGCAACAACUUUGUUCAUGAAUUUUAUUACUUUCAGCUUUUUCAAUGUUCAGCCCUUUGUAGUUUCACCUUUAUGUCACAAUCUAUAAUUUCAGUCUUUUGUGCCCAACCUUAUGUGCAUUCAGUCUUGUGAAAUUCAACCUUAUGUUAGCAUCUCAAUCAACUUUUCUCACUCAUAGCACUGAACCCCAAUAACAUGAAAUUCGAUCUUCAAGCAAUAGUGUACGUACAUAUGUAUAUUUUUUCAAGUAAAACUUGUAUAAUUUGUUAUGACAAAUAAAAAAUUGAAAUGUUUAACACUUGUCCAAACCAUUGGCUUUACCCAUAAUGCCUUUUUUUUUCUUUUAUACUUAGCCAAACACAAAACGAACGAAAAGCAAACUGAAAAACUUGAAUUUAGCUUUCCCCUAGUACACAAUACGAUGUGUACACCAUUUACAGGAUAUCAUACACAAGUCAGAUCGAAUAAUAAUAAAA